Pyrenophora tritici-repentis Pt-1C-BFP is the source of this 819-nucleotide messenger RNA. Lineage: Eukaryota; Fungi; Ascomycota; Dothideomycetes; Pleosporales; Pleosporaceae. The record is from RefSeq and is a predicted model, not a curated record.
AUGGUAGAGGCUUUGGUACCACUCCCUGAGAUUGAGAAACUGAGCGAUCGGGUAAUAAGAGUGCUUGGCACAAACACAUACAUCGUCGGCCGCGGACUAUCCCGCCUCCUCAUCGACAGCGGCGAGGGCAAACCCCAAUGGAUAGCCUCAAUCAAGACCCUCCUUUCCACCGAAAACAUCACCAUCGACAAGCUCCUCCUCACGCACUGGCAUCCCGACCACAUCGGCGGUGUUUCCGAUCUGCUCUCCCACUCGCCCGACACGCAAGUCUACAAAAACGAACCCCAUGGCGCCUGGCACCCCAUAACCGACGGGCAGAAGUUUGAAACCCAAGGCGCGACAUUGCGCGCGUUCCACUGCCCCGGCCACACAACCGACCACAUGGCCUUUGUGCUAGAAGAAGAAGACGCAAUGUUCACUGCCGACAACGUGCUCGGACAAGGCACAGCCGUCUUCGAGGACCUGACCGCCUACAUGAAGAGUCUAGACGCCAUGUCUUCGCAAUUCAAAGGGCGCGCGUAUCCAGGUCAUGGACCCGUCAUUCCAGACGGUCCAGCCAAGAUUGCAGAGUACAUUACGCAUAGGAAUCAGCGCGAACAGCAGGUUCUAGAUGUACUGGCAGCGAACGAAGGAGUUGAGAUGGGGUCAAUGGAUAUUGUUAAAGUCAUUUACAAGGAUUAUCCUGAGAAUCUCUGGGAGCCGGCGGAGAGGGGGAUUCGCCAGAUUUUAGAGAAAUUGAAGCGAGAGGGGAGGUUUGAGCAACCGCAGGGUGAUUUGGGUGGUGGUGGUGGUGGUGGUGCUGGUAAGGCUAGUCUUUAG